AUGUCGAUGCCCGACAUCCGUAUCGCUGGGAAGUACCGUCUGGGGAGGAAGAUCGGCUCGGGCUCGUUUGGAGACCUGUACUUGGGUACCCACAUUCAGACUGGUGAAGAAGUCGCCAUCAAGCUGGAGUCUAUCAAGACGCGUCACCCGCAGCUGCUGUACGAGUCCAAGCUGUACAAGAUCCUCCAGGGCGGACCCGGCGUUCCGAACAUCCGGUGGUAUGGCGUGGAGGGCGACUACAACGUCAUGGUGCUGGACCUGCUCGGGCCGUCCCUCGAGGACCUCUUCAACUUCUGCAACCGCCGGUUCAGCCUGAAGACGGUGCUCAUGCUCGGGGACCAGAUGGUGUCGCGAAUCGAGUACGUGCACAGCAAAUCGUUCAUCCACCGCGACAUCAAGCCCGACAACUUCCUGAUGGGGCUGGGCAAGCGCGCGAACGUGGUCAACAUCAUCGACUUCGGGCUGGCGAAGAAGUACCGGGACCCCAAGACGCACAUCCACAUCCCCUACAGGGAGAACAAGAACCUGACGGGCACGGCGCGCUACGCCUCGAUCAACACGCACCUGGGGAUCGAGCAGUCGCGCCGCGACGACCUGGAGUCGCUCGGGUACGUGCUGAUGUACUUCCUCCGCGGGUGCCUCCCGUGGCAGGGCCUCAAGGCGGUGACCAAGAAGAUGAAGUACGAGAAGAUCAGCGAGAAGAAGAUCUCGACGCCCAUCGAGAUCCUCUGCAAGUCCUACCCGGGCGAGUUCGUCACGUACUUCCAGUACUGCCGCUCCCUGCGGUUCGACGACAAGCCGGACUACGCGUUCCUGCGCAAGAUCCUGCGCGAGCUGUUUGCGCGCGAGGGCUACGCGUGGGACUACGUCUUCGACUGGACCAUCCUCAAGUACCAGAAGCAGCAGGCCGCGCAGCAGCCCGUGCCGCGGAACAUCGAGGCUCCUGCGGAGGACGCGGACGGUGCUAGGAACCGGGCGGUGGCCGGGGAGGCCGGCGGGGCGGGGCGCGAGGAGGGCAUGUAG
Messenger RNA from Pedinophyceae sp. YPF-701, 1023 nucleotides. The record is from the annotation of a GenBank genome assembly. NCBI's taxonomy places the organism in Eukaryota, Viridiplantae, Chlorophyta, Pedinophyceae.